This is a messenger RNA of Tribolium castaneum (red flour beetle), 1204 nucleotides long. RefSeq names its product serine protease H28. The coding region runs from base 100 to 1143 and encodes 347 amino acids. The transcript is spliced from 2 exons. Gene Ontology annotation, molecular function: serine-type endopeptidase activity. Lineage: Eukaryota; Metazoa; Arthropoda; Insecta; Coleoptera; Tenebrionidae. The record is from RefSeq and is a predicted model, not a curated record. Gene Ontology annotation, biological process: proteolysis.
GAUAAUUUUAUUUUAAUCAGCAGCUCAGUAAUUAACAACAUAUCAUUCUCUCAGUUAUUAAUACUUUAGUAAAGCAAAUUUAACGAGUUACGUGUAAAAAUGCGACUUUUCAACAUUUUAUUUUGCCUGUAUUUUGCAUUUGUAAGAUCAGUGUUUGGGCAAACUGACGAUUGCGUUUGUGUCCCCUUUUAUUUAUGUACAAAUGGCACACUUAACACCAACGGAGAGAACAUUAUCGACAUCAGAAUCAACGCAAACGACUGCCCCAGUUAUCUAGACUUCUGUUGUCCCACCAAAGAAGUCCUUGAGAAACCUAAGCCCAAAUCCCCAGUUAUCCCACCUGGUUGCGGUCACCGCAACCGCAACGGCGUCCAGUACAGUAUAACAGGAGCCACAGACAACGAAGCCCAGUUUGGGGAAUUCCCCUGGGUGGUUGCAAUUUUGCGCAAAGACAACGAAACUCUCUCCCUCCAAUGUGGAGGAUCCUUAAUCCACCCACAAGUGGUCCUGACCGCCGCCCAUUGUGUCCACUUUGUGGAACAAAUGGUAGUGCGAGCUGGGGAAUGGGACAGUAAAACGACCCAAGAACCCUUGAAACACCAAGACGUGAAGGUGUCUUCAGCCAAAGUCCACCCCGACUUCAACAGCAAAAAUCUCAAAAACGACAUCGCGCUCCUAUUUCUUGAAACUCCCGUGAGCUUGGACGACAACCACAUUGGUCUUGCUUGCCUCCCGAGACAAAAUAACGCACUGUCAUCAAAUGGUUGUUACGUGAACGGUUGGGGGAAAAACAAAUUUGGGAAAGACGCGGUCUUUCAAAACAUUCUCAAAAAAAUCCAACUGCCGGUUGUUGCACAUGAGCAGUGCCAGGACGCCUUCAGGAAAACAAGACUGGGAAAGUAUUUUAUCCUCAAUGAGAGUUUCGUUUGUGCAGGUGGUGAGGAAGGCAAGGAUGCGUGUACGGGAGAUGGGGGCGGUCCUCUAGUCUGUCCAAGUGAGGAAGGGAGGUACGAACAAGUUGGGAUUGUGUCGUGGGGUAUCGGGUGUGGGGAAAAAGGGGUACCGGGGGCUUACACCAACGUUGGCCGCUUCAAAAAUUGGAUAAAAAAGCAAACGCAGACGAGGAGUUUCACAAUUCAGUGAUUUGUUUAAAUGCGCAUGCGAUUAAUGUGGAUGUUAAUAAAAAUAAAAUGAUUAUCAUAUA